This is a messenger RNA of Juglans microcarpa x Juglans regia, 1102 nucleotides long. Its product is annotated as protein CHAPERONE-LIKE PROTEIN OF POR1, chloroplastic-like. The record is from RefSeq and is a predicted model, not a curated record. The transcript has 3 exons. Gene Ontology annotation, cellular component: chloroplast membrane. The coding region runs from base 78 to 944 and encodes 288 amino acids. Lineage: Eukaryota; Viridiplantae; Streptophyta; Magnoliopsida; Fagales; Juglandaceae.
GGCUGUCAUUGCUCAAUCAGCCUCUAGAUUAAUAACCGUCUCCUACUCUACGCUCAGCCUCCCGUUUUUGCCCGACGAUGGCUGCCACUCUCUCAGUCCGGCCCAACCGCUUCGCCGCCGGUUCACCCUACUCUCGGCCCCCGGCCCGUCGUCCCGUAUCAUCACACACUGGCAGGCCCGCCAAGAACGAACCAUGGCAAGGGGUGAGUACUGCUACCGUUAUACCCUCCCGGCGCACGCUAGUCCAAGCCGGUUCGAGAGCCGACGACUCGGCGCCGUCCGAGAAGUCCGUGGAGAACGCUCUCAAACUUCUUGGAGUCUCCGAGGGCGCUUCCUUUGAUGAAAUACUCCGCGCCAAGAAUUCGGUCCUCGCCGCUUGUAAGGACGACCAGGAGGCGAUUGCACAGGUUGAGGCUGCAUAUGAUAUGUUGCUUAUGCAAAGCUUAACUCAGCGGCGAGCUGGAAAAGUUGUGAGUAGUGGCAUCCGUUAUGCUGAUGUUAAGCCUGUAAGUGCUCCUAGGAUGGGAUCAAUGCCUCAGUGGUUGCAGGCUGCUGUGAAGAAUCCUCCUGUUUCAGUUGAAACACCAUCAAGCAGUGAUUUGGGAAUACAAGCUGGUGUUUAUGGGGCUUUAAUGGUCUUAACAUAUGUAAAUGGAACUUCAUCAUCUCUUGCAGCACCAUAUGCUGGGGCUGAUGUUCCCGGACUGAUCUUGGCUGGGAGUUUUGGAGCUUCCUUGUACUUCAUGACCAAACAAAAUGUUAAGUUAGGGAAGGCUACAGUAAUUACCAUAGGCGGGCUAGUGGCUGGUGCUGUGGUGGGAUCUGCAGUUGAGAGCUGGCUGCAGGUUGACAUUGUCCCAUUUCUUGGCAUAAACUCCCCUGCUGCUGUAAUAAGCGAAUUUAUACUCUUCUCUCAAUUCUUGGUCUCCCUGUGCCUAAGGUAAGGGGAAGAGAAGAUGGUAAUUGUAACUUACAUAGUGCAAUCUGUAAUUAUUCAUUUGCAUGGUCAUACCCGAGCUUUUUUAGGAUGUGUAUCAUCGCAUAUUGUACAAAACUGAAAAGAAUGUUGCGAAACUUGAAUCAAUUUAACAAUUUUCUCGCA